AUGACCGCCUCUGCACUCGCCUCUCCCGCACUCUCCGAGUCGUCUCUUUCUUCCAAGGCACAGACCAUCCAUUCGAGCAGCAAGACCCUUGACUCUCUCCAGCAGUCACACAUCGAGUCAAAUAACGCGCUCUCCCCCGCGUCGACACCCUCCUCUUCCUUCUCUCCUUCGCCCUCUCCUUCCCAACAACACACCCAAAUCCACACCUUCAACAACAGCAGCCAUCCUUCCCACCCUUUGUUCGCUCCCUCCGCCUCUACUACUCCUUCAUCACAACACCAACAACAGCACCAUCACCAGCUCCAGAUUCUCGGAAACCACCCCGCAUCGCCUGUCGCCUGCACCUUCCUCGAUCUACCUGAAGACCCUUUUAUGCCUACCCGCGCCAACCUCCUCUUCUCCGAUAACGAGUACCGUCAAGAGUCCCAAGAAUCCAACUACGACAGCGAAGCCUUCAUGCCUUACGGAACCACCUCUGCCGCAACCCCCGCUGCUGCCAGUGUGAACGAGCACAUCUACCCUCAGACAACCUCGUCUUCGUCGUCGUACUUCAUGCCCAUGUCCCGAACCUUCUCCGACAGUCAGCUGUCCGACAUGUCGUCCGCUUCUCCUUUCGAUUCCCACGCGGCUGCUACUGCUCUUACCGGUCAGGCCAGCCUCAACCACGCUACCGGAACCGCCAUGUGCCAGUCUCCCCUAGCAUACAACAGCCAGGUCGUGUACAAUGAUGAUUAUUACGCAUCAGCACACCAGCACAACCUCUACUCUCAGCAGCACUCUCAGAGCCACCACCACGACCAUAGUCAUAACCACCACCAUCAUCACAGCUACUCGACCUCGUCUCUUUCGUCCAUCUCCGAGGACUCGUCGUCGUUGUCGCCUCGAUCGCCGUUCUCGAGUCACGGAAGCAUGUCCAUGUCUAGCUCUUGCAACUCUUUGGCCUCGUACCCUCUGUCGAGGACAUUGAGCGAGUCAUCGGUGCCAUUCUUCCAGGCCAUCGGGGGAAAUAACAACGCAAUGUCGGUCAAUGAUGGAAACAAUAACCAUAACAAUGGCGUCACUGGUUCGAACGGUACAUCCUUGGUCAGGCCUACACCCAAGCGCUCCCGCGGCCGUCGCGUCUCGUGCAACCCAGAUAACAGCGGCUGCAAGGUUUUCACCUGCCGCUUUGAGGAUUGUGGCAAGAUUUUCAAGCGGUCAGAGCACCUAAAGCGCCACGUUCGCUCCAUCCAUACCAUGGAUAAACCCUUCGAGUGCCCCAUUAUGAACUGCCCCAAGCGCUUCUCUCGAAGCGACAACCUGAACCAGCACAUCCGCAUCCACCGCCACAAUGGUCGCGGCGAGAAGAACAAGGGUUUCAAUGCCUUUACCCCGUUCCUCCAGAACUACCCCAACGAGCUGCUCUCCUCCCUGUCUUAA
Molecule: messenger RNA, 1419 nt
Organism: Linnemannia hyalina
Lineage: Eukaryota; Fungi; Mortierellomycota; Mortierellomycetes; Mortierellales; Mortierellaceae
Source: the annotation of a GenBank genome assembly